Molecule: messenger RNA, 435 nt
Organism: Lymnaea stagnalis (great pond snail)
Lineage: Eukaryota; Metazoa; Mollusca; Gastropoda; Lymnaeidae
Source: the annotation of a GenBank genome assembly
AUUUCAAUCGACAUCGAUAAUAUUUUCGACGGCGUUCUGGAAAUGAUUCCGCUUGUUGACGUUUUUAUGUCGUCUGCAGAAUUUCCCGAAAAAUUAUUGGGAAUCAGCGACCAUAAAGAAGGAUUGAAGGAAAUAAAACGGCGUUUCGGAUGUCCGAUCGUCGGAAUGACUCUGGGCGAAAACGGUUCGCUGGUUUUGUUUGAAGAUCAGUUUAUUGAAACAAGAGGUUUUGCAGUUCCGGGCGGAUGUAAAGACACGACCGGCGCGGGCGAUGCCUUCCGUGUCGGGCUUUUAUACGGAAUUUUACAAGGUGAAUCUAUCGAAGAAACGAUGCGGACGGCAAACGCCGUUGCCGCCUUAAAAUGCCGCGCAGUCGGUGCAAGAACUUCCCUGCCUUCUGAAGAUGAAUUGAAAGAUUUAUUAAGUCGGAAAUAG